Molecule: messenger RNA, 366 nt
Organism: Racocetra fulgida
Lineage: Eukaryota; Fungi; Glomeromycota; Glomeromycetes; Diversisporales; Gigasporaceae
Source: the annotation of a GenBank genome assembly
AAGUAUAUUAAGGAGUCUUCUGUAGAAUCUCUUUGUAUUAUCGAUAGCACUAUUGAAUUUCUUGAUAAACAAGGAGACCAGGUUCCUAUUAAUUUAGUACUAGAAAUUAAUGAUGAUUUAUUGGAAACUCGUAUGCCUCUAGUUAUUGAGGAUCUUCAUCGAAUCAGUGACCCUGCAAAAGAACUCUGUAAGAUUGAAGGUACAAGUUGGAACCAACAAAUGGAUUAUCUUUGUAUUCAAAUCCAACUCUGUCGAUUAGAUCGUACUAUCUUGCUUCAGCAUUAUUAUCAGUUGGGAGAAAGAUUAGCGAUAUAUAAUUGGAGUGAAGAAGUUAAGAGAGAAAUGAAGGAUCGAUUUACCUAUUGA